Molecule: messenger RNA, 2837 nt
Organism: Rhododendron vialii
Lineage: Eukaryota; Viridiplantae; Streptophyta; Magnoliopsida; Ericales; Ericaceae
Product: ubiquitin carboxyl-terminal hydrolase 20-like
Exons: 8
Coding region: 265-2571 (768 amino acids)
Biological process (GO): protein deubiquitination
Cellular component (GO): nucleus; cytosol
Molecular function (GO): cysteine-type deubiquitinase activity; cysteine-type endopeptidase activity
Source: RefSeq, a predicted model, not a curated record
CUCUCUCUCUCUCUCUUCGGUAGAAGGUGAAAAUCCGAAUUCCCGGCAUCACUUUCCCUCCUUUUUCAAAACAGCCUCACCCCAUUCCGCCGCCCCCCAACUGAAACUUUCCAUUUCCCUCUCCCAAAUUACCAAAACCCUAGUUUUCAAAUCCCACCAUUUCUCCCACCAAAUCUAUAUAUAUAUAUAUAUAUAUAUAUAUAUAUAUAUAUAUAUAUAUAUCUCUCUCUCUCUCUCUCUCUCUCUCUCUCUCUCUGUAUUCCAAUGGACGCUCACCAUCUCGAGUCUCCACCUCCUGAUUCCGACCAAACCCUAAACACGUCUCCGCACGAUUCACCUCCCCAAACCCUGGACGAUCUGCCCAUUUCCACUUCCCUAUCCCCCACACGCGACGAAACCCUCCACGACCAGCCCAAUCCUGUUUCGCUUGUCGAUUACGACGCCCCAGAGGGCGACGACGAAGAGGAAAAAGAAGACGCGCUGCGUUCGCCGUCGCCCCCGUCGUAUUACGUCUCGGCAUUCUCGUCUUCUUCGCACUGGUCCUCCGCGCCGUGGAGCUCCGCGAAAGGAACCCGAGACUCGGGUUGGCCCAGUUGGGUCUCGAAAGCAGACGCCAAGCCGUCGAAGUAUGAUUGGCCUGAAACGUGGCUUUCAGCAGGUGCUGGUGAUGCCAAGGCAUUUGAGUCGGAUUGGUCCGACCCGUUUGCUUUUGAGGAAGAAACUGAGCCCGAGCCCUUGGCUGCGUGCGAUGACACUAAGCCGGCUAUGGUGGGUGCAGGGCUUGCAAAUCUAGGAAACACUUGCUUUCUUAAUGCAAUCUUACAAUGUUUUACACACACGGUGCCCCUUGUUCAGGGUCUCAAGUCAUCCGAUCACCCAAGUCCUUGUGACCGUGAAACUGAAGGAUUCUGUGUACUUUGCGCUCUUCGUAGCCUCAUUGAGCUUUCACUAACGUCCAAGGGCAGCAUUGUCUCCCCUUGGAGGCUUUUUGACAAUUUGAACUAUAUUUCAUCUGAUUUCCGGAGAUUCCAGCAAGAAGAUGCUCAUGAAUUCCUGCAAUGCUUAUUAGAUAGACUUGAGAGCUGUUGUACUUAUUCAAAGACAAGGGACACAUGUUCUUCAGAAGAUGAGAACUUGGUCAAGCGGGUUUUUGGUGGCCGUUUAAUUAGCAAGCUUCAGUGUUGCAAUUGUGGUCACUGUUCUGACACUUAUGAGCCUUUGAUCGACCUGAGUUUGGAGAUUGAGAAUGUAAGUGAUCUUCCUAGUGCUCUGGAAUCUUUCACCAAGGUGGAAAAGAUUGAAGACUCUGAGACAAAGUUUACUUGCGAGAAUUGCAAAGAAGAAGUGUCAUUAGAGAAGCAACUUAUGUUGGAUCGGGCUCCUUCAGUUGCUGCAUUCCACCUAAAGAGAUUCAAGAAUUAUGGCUCCUACGUUGAGAAAAUUGACAAGCAUGUGGAGUUCCCACUGGAGCUAGACUUGCUGCCCUACAUCGAUGACAGUCAAAACAAUGAUGUGGAGUUGAAGUAUGAUCUGUAUGCAAUUGUGGUGCAUUCAGGAUUCUCAUCCACUUCUGGGCAUUAUUAUUGCUUCAUUCGUUCUGGCCCAGACUCAUGGUACAGGUUGGAUGACUCAAAGGUUACUAGAGUUCGAGAGGAGUAUGUGCUUUCUCAGGAAGCCUACAUUCUAUUUUAUGCAAAGCAGGGCACACUGUGGUUUUCAAGUCUUAUGGAAACAGUAAAGGCAUCCUUGGAUCCAUACAUACCCAACAAUUCACCCAAUUCAGUGUUAGAUGACAUGGAUCACAUCAGUAUAUCGUCCCCUAAUCUGUCGAAUAACCCAAGUUGUGAAGAGAAUGAAGCAAGAGAGGAUGUGUUUGGCAUUGAUUUAGAUGUUAUUAAUGGAGGCAUGCCUAGCGAUAUUCAAGUUAAUGAGGCUACUACUAUUAAACCUAAUUUGGGGUCAUAUGCUAAAAACUAUGGGAGAGCUGUAGAUGUUUCUCAUAAGUUCUUGACUCCAGUGCCACAGGGAACAGAUAAUUCUUAUUCUUCUAGCAGAAUGCCAUGUAAUACUGAGAAAAAAAUUUCCCCAUCUGCUCUUAGAGAUUCUGCCUGCAACCAGAAUUUCAAUGAAGUUGAGAAGAGUGCCAGUGUCACUCGUUUGACUCCCCCCACAUCUGCUCUUAGAGGUUACACCCGUAAAAAAAAUUUCAAUGAAGUUGAGAAGAGUGUCAAUAUCUCUCUUUUAACUCCCCCCAGAUCCUGUAAUGGUAGCCCUGAUAAAUAUGCAGAACUUCCAGUGGUGUCUUGUUCCAUCCGAAGAGGUCAUCUGAUGUCACAGAAACAGGUGCCUUGUAAAAGAGAACUUGUCAAGGAUCUGGAUGAUUCCGAGAGAAAACAGGCCUGUAAGCUGUUGAAAGGCAUGCCUAAUGACAGGAAAGCUGUAUUAUUGGCUGCCAUGAAGGGGGAAGUUUCGCCGAACAGUAAGAGAAAGAGAAAUGAUAAACCUUCAACUAGUCGCCAUAAGGCCAACGUUGAGAGUUAUAAUAAGAAUGCCGUGGCUGCUGGAUGGUGAACACUUGGUCUCUGUUUUGUCCAAAAUAGAACUGGUGAACACUUUCCUUGGGGAAGCAUAUAAUUUGCAAAUAUCUGUAGGCUUUUUUUGUUCUCAUUGGGGUUAACAAAGGUAGAUGGUUUUUGCAGCCCGGGGUUUGUUUAUUUUUUUCUGCUGUGAAAACAGAAUGUAUUUACGUCUAAAAAAUUUGGCAUCUCCUGCAGCCUAUAUGUAAAGGAUGAGUUAUUAUGCUAAAUGGGUACCGCUGAAAUCCAUGGAUUUACAAA